AUGUCGAACGAGUCGUCGCAAAUUGAAUAUCCUUGGUUCCCAUUUAUCGGUCAAAUGGCUCGAAUGCAAAAGCUCGAAGAGUCUGAGAGGCGCAUUUUUGCUUCUUUGGGCAUCGAAUACGUUUCAAGAAUGAUUAAAAUUCCGUUCAAAAAUUCUGAAAUCUAUACAAUUAGUGUGCAAUGCGAUGCGCCGGAAAAAACGCUCGAUCAUCCAAUUGUGCUCGUGCACGGCUUCGGAGCCGGCGUUGCAAUGUGGGGAGCCGCAAUUCGGAUGUUUUCCAAAUUUCAAACGGUGCACGCUUUUGAUCUACUCGGCUUCGGACGCUCAUCUCGUCCAACAUUCUCAACGAAUCAUCGCGACGCCGAAAACGAGAUGGUCGAGUCGAUCGAAAUGUGGCGCAAUGAGAUGAGCAUUAACAAAAUGAAUUUGGUGGCGCAUUCGUUUGGUGGAUACUUGGCAACAUCGUACGCGAUAAAAUACCCGAGUCGCGUCAAUAAAUUGGUGCUCGCCGAUCCGUGGGGAUUCAAUGAAGUGAAUCCAACAUUUGAGCAGAAUCUUUCAACGACCGCUAAAGUUAUCUCGUCGGUUUAUCUCAAAUUCAAUCCGCUCGCUUUAUUGAGAGCAGUUGGAUCUUAUGGACCUUCAAUGAUGCGGCGAUUCCGACCAGACUUGCGUGAAAAAUACUCGGAUCAUGUUUAUGAUUAUGUCUACUUGUGCAACUCACAAUCGCCAACCGGCGAGGCGGCAUUCAAAAGUUUGGCCGAGAAGCUGGCGUGGGCAAAAGAGCCGAUGAGCAAACGAUUCCACGGUCUCGAUGAGAAUCUUCCAGUGGUGUUUAUUCAUGGGCAACGAAGUUGGAUUGAUUGGACAUCGAUUAGCGAUUUGAUUAGCGGACGAAGUAAUACUGAUAUGAUGAUUAUUGAAGAAGCCGGACAUCACGUUUACGCAGAUAACACAAGUCGAUUCACGGAGAUUGUAAUCGAAUCGUUGAGAAAAGGUGUUCAAGACGACAUGAAUGAUAGUAAAAGAGAGCCCGUUGAAGUUGAAUCUUAA
Messenger RNA from Caenorhabditis bovis, 1053 nucleotides. Lineage: Eukaryota; Metazoa; Nematoda; Chromadorea; Rhabditida; Rhabditidae. The record is from the annotation of a GenBank genome assembly.